AUGGUCAAUGUGCAAUUAUGGCAAAAUCCUGGCUUCCCAGAUGUUUCAAUUCUUCAAGAUAUAACUACCGAGAUUUUAAUUAAUUUUCGAAAAUGUAAAGAAUUGAGAGCCAGACUUCAAAUGCCAAAUAACGAUAUUAAUGAAUUAAGUCGUAUGUUCAACGAUUUAACUGAGCAAAGGGCCGUAAAAUCAUUGAGAAUGUCAAGAUAUGCAGGCGAUAUAGUUGAAUAUAUACAUAUGCUUACAGAGGAAAAUGUGAGCGUUAGUGCAAUUAUUCAGACUCUGAAUCUGUUAUUGAAUACGGCUAAAUCUCAGAAAGAUGACUGUGAAAAAUUGAAGAGAGAUUACAAUUCCUUUUACAACAUUUUGAAAAAUCUUAGAAUUGAUGACUAUGAAAAUAACGAAAUGGAAGAUAAAGAUGUUAAUAUUAAGUUAUUGAUUAUAGAAUCGAUUGCUAAACCAGCAUUAUUUUUUUUUAUUGUAUGGCUUUUGACAUGCUAUAGUAGAGACUAUGUCUACGAUUUUAGUAAAUUCAUAAUUGAUACCAUUUAUCAACGUACGUCCGAUGAUUCACAAAAAUUAUUAGAAAAAAAUGAGGAUCCCAUGGGCUCGGGUUAUUCAAACUUGAAUGAUGUUUUCCCGCAAUAUGGUGAAAUGAAUGUAGAAUCUCUUACUGCAUCCCAAAAAAUUUUUAAUUCUAGAGAUAACACGCACGCAACUUCUGUCAACUUUAACGAUAUACAACCUGUUUUUUUGUCAUCGCCAAUGAUUGCAGGCUAUGCUUUAACCUUAUAUGUUUGUAAAAAGAGAAAACCGUUUUUUAGACGGUGGAGAAUAUUAUUGAAUCGUUUUGGUACGAAUAUUUACAGAUGUUUUACCCGAAAUGGAUAUGAGCAGAUCCCUACAGAAAAUGAAAGAGCUAGUCUUGUGCAAUAUAUUGAAAGGAUUAGAGAUCGAUUUCCAGUAAUCAUAGACAACAUUGAUUUAUUAUGCCAAUUUUGGGAUGCACAGAUCGUUACUAUCAACGAUAAUAUUUCAUUUUUAAAGUCAGUAGAUGCGACUAAGGAAGUCAAGAUACCCCACCAAAUCGGGAUGGAAAUUGAGAAACUUUGGAAUGAGGAACACCUUCGUUGUAGAAGUUGUCAUUAUAAUUUGAAUGAACGUGUUAUUUUGAAUUCUAUGCCUGGAAUUAAUGUAAUUAAUUUAUUGAUAUCUUUAAAUCACAUUUUCUGCACAAUAGAUACUAACAAAAAAAUUUUAAUGCCUAUUUAUUUGAAAUAUAGUGAUGAUUUAUUAUUAUUUUGA
Molecule: messenger RNA, 1305 nt
Organism: Cetraspora pellucida
Lineage: Eukaryota; Fungi; Glomeromycota; Glomeromycetes; Diversisporales; Gigasporaceae
Source: the annotation of a GenBank genome assembly